AUGCCCCCAUCUUUGGUGUCUAAUCCUAGAGAUGAGAUGAGCCGAUUCGUGAUGGGUGUGUAUGAUUCAAUUGAGGAAGAAUGUCGUGCGGCUAUGCUUCAUGACAAUAUGGACAUUUCACGUCUAUUGGUCUAUGCUCAACAAGUUGAGGAGACAAGGCUUAGGAAGAAGAAUAGAGAGGUAAAGAGGGCAAGCACCGGUGAUGUAAAUUCUUCUAAGGGUAAAUUUGAGGUUCAAGGCCUAAUUGUGCAAAAGUGUAGUAAGAAGCAUGAAGGCAAAUGCCUAGUUGGCACGGAUGGUUGCUUUAAUUGUGGGAAGAGCGGUCAUAUGAAGAGAGAUUGUCCUAUGCUAAAUUUUCAAGUGAGAAAGGGCAAGCAAGUCCCUCCAAGUGGAAUGCUCCCAAGAAGAACUGUUUUUAUGCUCUCCAAUCACGAGGUGACCAAGAGAGCUCCCCAGAUGUUGUAA
Messenger RNA from Solanum stenotomum, 465 nucleotides. RefSeq lists its product as uncharacterized. The record is from RefSeq and is a predicted model, not a curated record. Gene Ontology annotation, molecular function: nucleic acid binding; zinc ion binding. Bases 1 to 465 code for a protein of 154 amino acids. The transcript has 2 exons. Lineage: Eukaryota; Viridiplantae; Streptophyta; Magnoliopsida; Solanales; Solanaceae.